GAUUUGAAAGUAUUCUAGAAGGGCUGUUUGGACCUGAAUUAUUAAAAGAUCUGAGUUUGUUUAAAGACUUCGAGCCUGAAGGUGUCUCUGAUUGGUCUUUUGAUGAAAAUUGUCUUUUCUGCUGUUUGAGAAGAGAAAAAGUGAAGGAACAUUUAGUCAGUCUGGAUGAUCCAGUGCUUGAAGUUGGGCACCACGCUCUGCUUAGACGAGAGCAAACAAAGAUCAUUUGGUUUGAGAGGCAAGCGGAAGAAUUCCUCCAUGAAGUCUUUUAUCGAAAAGAUAGUCCCAGGGUCUCUGACCCCAACAUUCCCUUAGUGGCCCGUGAGAUCAUGCAGCGGAUGAUCCGACAAUUUGCUGCUGAAUAUACCUCAAAAACUAGCUCUACUCAGGACUCCAGUUCGCCCAAUAGCACAAAGAACCAAAGCCUGCUGAAAGCAUCUCCGGUUGCCUCAUCCACUGCGGGUGCAACAGCUCAGAAUCCCGUGCUCAGCAAACUUCUCAUGGCUGACCAGGACUCACCCUUGGACCUCACUGUCAGAAAGUCACAGUUGGAUCCUAGUGAACAAGACGGAGUGCUUGAUCUGUCCACUAAGAAAAGUCCUUGUGCAGGCAACGCCUCCUUGAGCCAUUCACCUGGCUGCUCUGCUACUCCUGGGAAUGGGCGACCUGGGAGACCCAGCCAGCACCAUGCAGAGGGACUUCGGAGUGGUGAUGGGGUGCCCCCAAGAAGCUGGCAGGAUGGAACGAGGGAAGGGUCUGGCCACUCCACAUCUCUCAAAGUUCCAUUGGCUCGAUCACUGCAGAUAAGCGAAGAACUGCUGAGCAGAAACCAGCAUGCUACCGCUGCCAGCCAUGGGCCAUCUGGGCUGCAGAAUCACGGACAGCACAUGAUACUAUCCAGGGAGGCUUCUUGGGCAAAACCACACUACGAAUUCAACUUCACCCGAAUGAAAUUCAGGGGAAAUGGUGCACUCCACAACAUCAGUGACCUUCCUUUUCUUACAGAAAACUCUGCUUUUCAAAAAAUGGCACUUCAAACUAAACAGGAUGGGAAAAAGGACAUGAGCCAUUCAACUCCUGUGGAUUUAAAGAUACCACAAGUUCGAGGCAUGGACCUUUCAUGGGAAUCCCGUUCUGGUGACCAGUAUAGCUAUAGCUCUUUGGUGAUGGGUUCACAAACGGAGAGCGCGCUUAGUAAAAAGUUAAGGGCUAUCCUUCCGAAACAAAAUAGGAGGAGCUUGCUGGAUCCUGGACCAGAUUCCUGGGGCUCAGAUGCUGAGCAAUCUACCUCUGGACAGCCAUAUUCCACCUCUGAUCAGGAGGGCGAUCCUGGCUCUAAGCAACCUCGGAAGAAAAGAGGCAGAUACAGACAAUACAACAGUGAGAUAUUGGAGGAAGCAAUUUCUGUGGUGAUGAAUGGGAAAAUGAGCGUUUCCAAAGCUCAGAGUAUUUAUGGGAUUCCCCAUAGCACCCUGGAGUAUAAAGUGAAAGAGAGGCUGGGCACUUUGAAAAACCCUCCAAAGAAAAAAAUGAAAUUAAUGCGUUCGGAGGGACAGGAUGUCUCUGUAAAGCUUGAGAUAGAUCCCCAGGGAGAGGCAGCACACAGUGCAAAUGAGUCAAAGGAUGAUUAUGAGGAGACAGCAGAGACAGUAGCAAUAGAUUCUCUUGGCCAGCCGAAAUCUCCAUUGGAAAAAAUUAUGGUCAGACUGUGCACAUACCACCAGAAACACUUCGUCCGUGUCCUGAAUGACAUCUGCACUGAAGUACAAACAGGCUAUGAGGGCCAGCAGUUAUCUGGACCUGAAAACAUGGAUGUGUCCACUUGUAGUUCAGGAUGCAGCCAGUAUCAUACUGAGAACCAGGAACUUGGAACUUCUUGCUCUGAGUCAAAAUUCCCUCUAUUGCUGGACGCAGACCAGUCAGGGCCUCGUGGUUCUUUGCGAAUACUAUGUCAUGCCCUGAAACAUGCUGUGGAACUUAAAUCUACAGACAGAAGAGAAAACUGCAGCCCUGUUGUCAGAAGAGAUUUCCCUGAGCUUCCAACUGUUAGAACAACUUCUGCAAGUCCCAGGGAUAGUCCCACCCAAGGGUACCUCACUGCCUCCAAUAUCCAUCACUCUGCUAAAAAUCUGGAAGGCCAGACCUCUGCUACUGAGCAAGAUAUGGGGGUUAGGAAAGGUGAUGAUGACAAAGAUCAGGUGCAGAGUAGAGCUUUACUGGGAGGCUACGUUGCUGUGAAAGCAUCAAAUGUAAACAUUAAUGAGGAGAGUUUGGAGAAUAGGAUGGGCUCUCUGAAGAACCCUUUCAAAGCUUUCCCAGAGGAAAGUCGAGAGCCAGCUUUCUCCACUAGCUCUCCACGGAGAGCAGACAAAGAGAAUGCCUUGCAGUGCAGCUCCAAAGCCUCUGUGCACCAGGAUACUGAAAUAAAUGACCAAGAAACAAGAUCAAAGGUAGAGAAUCACUACCUGGCUUCAGGGAAGAGCAAGGGAGGCUACCACAUGCAUCCUGCUGACAAGACUCAUGUGGAGAAUGCCAAAGACAUUUGGCUGCCUAUUAAUUCCAUGCCAGCAGUGCACCACAAAACCACCAAUGGGCACUCCCGGGCCAAGAGUAUUUCAGCCUCUACCAAAGGUACACGUAAAAGCAAGAGGUCUUCAGGACUAAGAAUAAAUGACUAUGAUAAUCAAUAUGAUGUUGUCUAUAUCAGCCAACCAAUUACAGAAUGCCACUAUGAGAGCAAAAAGACAGUAUCAGCAAGGAAGACAGCAAGGAAGAGCACUCGUGGAUAUUACUACAAUGGUGAAUGUUGUGAGCUUCCUACUAUUCGCACCUUGGCCAAGACUCCCCAUUUGCAGGAGAAUGGGAACAUCCUGGCAACAAGGCCUGAGGUGCUAACAAGCCCUAUUCAGGGCAUUUCACUUCCAAGUGGUAGCUAUUUGGCUGCAGCUGAACCUGUGGAUAACAACGGUGAUCAAAGAUCUUCCACAGUGGCUCCUACUCAAGAAAAUUCCUUCAACGAAAUAAGAGCUGAACAAUGCUCUUAUGAGAGCAUCUCCUCUGAGGUCAGUGUCUUGAAGCAGAGAGAGGUUAGUCUUGCUGAAGCACCUACCACACCUCUCUCUCUACUUCCCUGCCCUGUUUUGCAUUCAGAUAAAGACAGCUUGUUUUUGUCUUCACUGCAGACCAUGACUGUCUCAUCCCCUCAACAGAAUGAGGGGGACUUGCAAGACAGUACUGACAUGGUGGAGGCACACAGUGGCUCUGAUUCUAAUAGACCUAAGGAAAAUAGUGACAGUAUAGCAGAUUCUGUUGUACAUUCUGUCCCAGAAGCUGUUAAUGAUAACAGUUCUCUGUGCUUGGGAAAUGUGACUAUCCCAGAACCACCCAUUUUGAUAGAGCCAGAACCCCAUGUUAGCAUGGAUCUGCUGAUGCCUGAAAUAUCUACCAAUAACAUGGACUUGUUGCCUCCACUGGAUGAACCUGCUUCUGUUGUAGAUAUAUCACCAUCUGUAGAACCCCCACUACUUUCCCCUAUAGACUUGGCAGAGCCCCCAGCAGUACCACCUGCUCUUGAUGUUCUGGAACCUUGUGUGGACUUCUCUGCAGAGGUUCCCCAUAUCCCCAAGAGUGUAUCACCUGUGCAGCUUGUUGCCAGCCCACGGAGCAUGUCUGCUGUAAUUCAUCCUGCCAGUGGGGUGCCUGAACUUCCUGCUCAUAUUGACCUAGAACCUUCAGAGACUCUUUCUGUAGAAUCUUCAGUGGUAGCAACUACCAAAAUGGAUGUGGAGCUUCCCCAGAUGCUUUCCAAUUUAGAAGCAGCAGAGCUUCCCCUCAGUUUGGAUUGUACCAAUACACAAGAAACCAGUAUUAAAAAUUCCCAGAAUUUGAAAGAAGGACUCUCUGUGGAAUGUGAGAAUAUGCUGCUGAUUGUGGAUACCAGUGAAGAUAAAAGAGAGAAAAAUGUAAAUGAUACAAUAGACAUCAGUGAGACCACCAAGUCUGAUGAGGAAAUGGAAGCUGAUAGUGAAACUCCAAUAACGCUCAAAACAUCAGAAAUGGACAACAAGAAGGAGCCUUCUUCCAAAACAAGCAUAGACAAAAAACGAAGGCGGGAGAAAAAAACCCAGGUUGUUUCUGAUCGCUGUCUUCGAAGCCAGCAAACUCUGUCGCCUACAGAGGACAGUGCUGAACAACCCUGUUCUUCCAACUCUCUUCAGCUUCCUCAGCUACAGAUAAAGCUUUCUAAAAGUCCUGGUGCUAAGCGUUUUAAGAGAGAGGUACAUCUUGAUGGGGCAGCAUCUGUGUGUUUUCCAAAUGACAGAUUCCAUCACACACUGUUAAAUGAGAGUAGCAAACCUAUUGAACCACAGGUAGAUGAGGGAAAUGACAUCACAAUAAGGCAGACAUAUAAGAAACUGUUGGCAAAGGAAUCUGUAAUAGAGGGAAGCCAGAAUGGAGAAGGUAACAAAGGUAAGCCAGCAACAGUGCUUGAAAUUUGUUUAGAAGCCAGUUCUGACAGGAGAAGUGUUCAUGUUCCAGCAGAGAUGUCUGAUAAGACUGAAAAGCAGGUAGAUUUAAAGCCAGAAGCUUUAGGGAAUUCUGACAAUACUGUGAAUAUUACAGAAGUAUUGUGCAACCAGCAUGAAACAGGUAGCUCCACAAGUCCUGGUAGCAAGUAUGCACAGCCAGAGAAGAUAGUGAAAUGCAAGAAACCAGCCCUACAAUUCUAUAACUUGAGGCACACCCCUGCCACAGUCCCUGUGGCCACUGCCACCAAAAAUACAUCAGAAAAAGCAAUUGUACAAGUAAACUCUGACAUCAUGACUACAGCAACAGAUUCUGAUGUCACAGAUGAACCAAAUGCAAGAAACGAAAACUCCAUUGGUUUUAGCAACAUGAAAGUACUUUCUGACAACAAGCCCAGAUUUGUGGAAUGGUGUGCUGAGGAAGACAACCAAGAACUCAUCACUAACUUUAAUGCCCAGUAUAUGAAGGUCCAGAAAGGCUGGAUUCAGCUGGAGAAGGAGGCUCAGCCAGCUCCAAAGGUCAAGAAUAAAUCUGACAAGUUGAAAGAGAUUUGGAAAAGCAAGAAGCGGACUCGAAAGUUUAAAGGGUCCACUGAAGUCCAGAAACUCUCCCCUGUUCAAAUGCUUUUCAUGAAGGGUUUUGAUAUAUCCAGUAUCUGUAAAUGGUUUAUGGAGACAACUGAAACCAAAUCUCUGGUCAUUGUGAAGAAGCUGAACACACGUCUCCCAGGAGACAUUCCUCUCAUGAAGCUUCCACUCCAGAAGGGUUGUUCCUCUGGCAUCUAUCCCAGUUCUCUUCAAGCAGAGCGUCUGAAGAAGCACUUAAAGAAGUUUGCUGCUAUGACCCCAGCAAAAAAUACUAUAAAGACCCAAAAGAUGUGGGCCAGACUUCGAGAGAAUGGUGAGGGGAUUGAGUCAGAGCAGGUUGCCAGUCCAAAGCAGACAUCUCCCUCUGAAGUCAGCUUGGCACAUGGUACUGAACCCAAGAGCAUCCAGUCUUCUCCUAGCACGCCAGUGCAGACCAGCUCACGGAUCCUGAGGAAAUACUCCAACUUGAGAGGCAAACUUCAUGGAUUCCAUAGAGCGGUCAAACAGGAGAGACAUGAUUGUGUGGCCAAGCACCUCUUAACAGAAAGCAAUUCAAGCAACAAGAGCAUGUGCAUUAAACCCUUGAUGUCCCCCAAGUUGGCCCAACAAGUCAAAGCCAUCCAACUUCCUACUAAAUCGACUCUGGUUGAAAAAGGAGGAAAGGGGAGAAAAGGGAAAGGAAGGUUACAGGAGGACUCCUCCUCUAAAGGCAGCCUUCAGCAAAGCAAAAAGAAGACACCAAAUGAGAGCAUCAGGACACCGGCCCUGGGGCAGUUGAGUCCUUCAAGCAAGGAAAGGACCUCUCUCAAGAAAGUCAGUAAAGUGAAGCAAGUGGGAGCCCCAGCUACUAGAAAACAGACAGCGGCAGGAAGAAAUAAUAAGCACACACCUCAGAAUGAGAAGGCAAAGAAACUAAUUGACUCACGACCUGGCAAAAAGAAAACUGCUGCCCACAUGGGGAAGGCGAGUACCAGUCAAAAGGCCAGCCUGCUUUCUAAGCAGCGAGGGCUUAUGAGGCCUCUAAAGCAGAAAAUGGUGCGAGAUCCCCCCAGUCAGUCUCUUAAAAAGGCGAGCAGUGAGAAGGCCCUCACCAAGUCAGCGAAACGAAUUCAGGAGAACAAAACUCAGAGCAAGAGGAAGCUGAGGGCAAAGAAAGAUUCCUCUCCCAGCAAGCGCAGGCGGCUGGAUGCAAAGUAGCCACCUGUUGGGUAGGAGGUGUGUCAUCGAAACCCUUCCUCUUUCUUUCGGUAGUUCCACUGCUGAACAGGGAGGUGGGGGGCGCUUGUGUCUUGCUAAAGGCCAACUCCCUCUUGCUUUUUUAAGGAGCCUUUGAAUUGUGUUGCAUCCAGAGAGGGGCACCAUUUUUCUAUAUCACUGAGAAAGGAAAGUUGAAAGUUCCUGGAGUUGAACUGGAAGCAUGGCAAUUUCAGUUCAAAGUACAGUGCCUUAUUUAUCCUUUUAGGAAACAAAUAAAUUAGUCUGCUUGAUUUGAAGCUAGCAGUUUAUGGUUAAUGCACAUGCACUUGUACUGUAAUGGAAAGAGAACCACCUGUCAUGCACAUCCCAUAGAGUUUGGUGGCAUGUCUGCUAAGGUUCAUACAGGAACAUUUUCUUCCUUUUGUGCAUUGUAGCAUACUGACACUGAUUAAUUUGAGCAGGGCAUUAUAAAGCCAAAACCCAAAGCUUUUUUCUCCUCUAAUUAUAUUCUUUACUAGCAGGUCAUAAAGAUGGAUUUCAUUAAGUUAUUAAUAAUUACCUAUGUUAUGUAACUUUGGGCUUUAGGGUCUGGCUAUAAGCUAGCCUGGUUCUUGUGUCAAAAGGAUCUUGUAGCAUUUUCACUGAUUGUCAGCCAUGCUUGGUCUACCCAAGAAAAUGGCCUUGUUGGAUGAAUGGAGAAUGCUACCCCAAGCACAGAUUGCUUGCCUCUUUUAACAUUGCUCUGUACCUUAAACACCUUAAAGUCUGUGUUUUAAAAUGCAGCUUGAAUUUCUGUCGGAGUAGUUAUGAAAUGCAUUCACCCCCAAAUUCCCAACUUGUGUGUGUAUGUGUGUGUGGGGGAAUCCGUGUUUAAAAUACUCUUGAAUUCAUAGGCAUGUUACAAGACUAAAGUGAAGUGUAUGGAUCUCAGAGUAAAAUAUCUGUAAAGAAAAAAUGUAGGAAGAUGCUCAUUGUCAGAGAUCUUUCUCUACUGAAGAUUUCUUAAUUUCUUUUAACUAUGAAGUUGCUGCAGAUUUGUUUUCCGUAGAUUUUUUCAGGUGUCUGAAGGCUUUUUAAAAAGUAAAAACAAGACAAUGCUGGUUGUGAAUAUCACCAAAUAUUCAUUAACUUUAUAUGCAAUUUGUCUGGCCUCACCUUGCAAGUUUAAUCUGUGUAUUAUAAAAAGGUCAAGGUGUCAUCUCUCUUCAAAGAAGUUAUUCCUAUGAGAAUACAGUAUACUAAAAAUGCAACAGUCACUUUUCCAGUUCAGAAAUUUGUUUUGGAUCCAAUAAAAGGGAAGCAAUGUUUUCUCAAAGAAAACAUCCUGUCCUGUGCUGCCCGUUUGAGGGUAACAGGGUCUGCUUUCAUUCUGAGGCUGGAGAAGAAAGGUAAAGACCAGGUUUUUAUUUUAUUCUUGUAGUUUUCUUCAAGCCACAACAAAGACAUAGUUAUUUGCUUAGAAACUUGUGCAAACCUCCUCAUGUUUGCCAUGUUUGGCUCCUGAGAGCUUCCUGUGAAGGCCUUCAGAUAGUUUGACCUUUCAAAAUAGCUUGCCAUGGAUACCAAAUGAGAUCAACCACCUCAAACAUCUUUACACAUUAUUGUAUCAACUGGCUUAAGCCGGUCUUUCCAGUCACUGAGGGGGUUGUUAGGUAUAAGGAAAGGCAAGCUCUUUGGGGAGAGUGAAGGUUGAGGUGUGGGGAAAUUGAUUUUUUUAAAGGGGAGAGGGUACAUUAGCAUUUGUAUUCUGAUACCAAAGCUCAUUACUGCAGGCAGAAAAUUGAUAACUAGCUGUGUAAGGUUUCUUAUUGAUCAAGGAAAUUGGAAUUUGGCAUCUGAAAAUGCAAAGCCCUCUUGUUCACCCACUUACCCAAGUCUGUGACUUGAGAAGGUGCCCUAAAGCUACAAGACACAUCAGGGUGGACUCAUUUUUUAUGAAAUAUUUUAAAGUCAUUUGGUUUUUAACUUCAUUUAAAUCAUGAUGUAUAAAAUUGUUGUAAGCAUCAGGUUAGGCUUAAUGUUCUCUGUAAAGAUUCAUAUGAAUUUGUCUGGUUGCUAUUUUAAUUGUAGAUAUCAAAUGUGCUAGACAUUCCACCAGGAGUAUUAAAAAAUAUUUAAGGAAAUGUGUGAGCACAUGCACGUGUAUGGUGGUGGCAAGGGGUUGCAAAAACCUUUUUUCCAACUUAACAUGAUUAUAUUCAGGUAUGCAUAAAACGUCCUGCUCCCUCUGCCCAGGGCUGCUUCCUAACAAAAUGAUGGGUAGUUGGGGCAUCUUGUGGUACUUUAAGCUAAGUGAUUCUGAUUUAGAUCUCUGCUAAUAAAAUCUUUCUACAACUCCUGCUGUCCCAUUUCUUGUGUGGUCUAGACUCUCAAAUGUUCCUUGUGUGAGCAUUAUGCAACGUACUUCAGCUUCAAAUCUGCCCUGUUUCGCUGUAAUCUGCUGCACAUACAAAGUUGCAUAACUAUGAGGAAUCAAUUGGUUGCCAGGCCCAGAGUUGCUGGUGUUCCCAGUUCUGGUUCCCAGUUCUUAGGACUUUUUUGGAGAAGGGCAUGCAGCCCUGCAUUUGAGUGCUCUUGGCUGCUCUCUGGACAUGCCUUUUCUGUGUGUACAGUCAAAGGAUGGGGAAAGAAGAGAUUACCCAAACAGCUCAAAACAAUUUAGGUAAACAACUUGGUAUAGAGAGCUAACAAGACUUGAGAUAAAGGAAAACAAAAUAUCAUCUAGUUGGAAGAUAGACUGUCCGUCAGUCCCAGUGGCACUCAGCUGACACACCUGGCAGAGAUGCCGAGCCUCUAAUAUUUAAAUACUUUUUUUUUUAAAGAGCUCUUUGUAAUGUCCUUCAAAACACCUCUUCCUUGACACUCAGAUCUCUUCACUAAAAUGAACUUUGCAACUUGGCUUGUGCUAUUGCUGGGUCAGGCUUUUCUCUUAGAAACCUACAGGACUUAGUUAUGUGCCUUGCAUUCUACUGUCAACCUUUAACCUUUCCCCCAUCUAACAGAUAUUAGAUGCAUAAGGUGCAGUUUUAGGUUCUGAUUGCCAUAGGAAAAUUCCCUGGAACCUGUCCUGUGGGUUGGCUGUUACCACCAUUUGUAUCUUAUCCCUCUUACUCUAGUCUUUUUCUUUCUCUGCCUACAGUUCUUCUUUCUGGCAUGCUUCCAUUCUCUCUUAAUAACCUUAUUCUUAGCCAAACUCUUCAUGCUUUGUGGUUGGGCAUGCUAUUCUUUUUAGUAGUUUCUAGCAAUGGCUAUAUGGAACAGCUUCAACUCAUAUAUAUGAAGUGAGGAAUUGCACCUUCACCCCUAUGUGCAUAACAUCCAAAGUAACUUCUGGAACAACUGGAGCACUCACUUUUCUCUGUUUCUGGCUUUUUUUCAUCCUGCCAAACAUGUAGUCUCAACAAGUAUAUGCUUUUACUUUGAAGAAAUACAUUAUUAUUAUUAUUAUUAUUAUUCCUAUUUUAGCUUCUUUCUCUGGGGAAUAUUACAGCUACAUAAAAUGACUAUCAAGGCCUAUCAGGAAAGAUCUUUUGUGAUGAGUGAGACUCAAGCCAAACUUGGCUAUUCAUCUGUCCCCCAAAGAAAAAGAUUUUUCCCCUUCGUGUCCUUGGUAUCUUGCAGUUUGUACCUGACUUCUUCAAGAAAAUGCCUCUUCACUACAAGAAUCAGAGGCUGAAUUCACAAAGCACACCAAGCUAUGGUGUGAUGCAUAUCGUGUGAGCCCAGCAAUUGUGGUUUGUGAACCACAGUUUAAGGCUGCAGUGACUUGUUCAUCAUACUAAGCUUAGAAUUAGCUAUGGCUUAGCGUGAUGUGUGUGAACAACAGUUGUUCCCAAACUUUGGCUUUUCACAUACCUAGAACGCUUCUGGCAGAAUGUGUCCAAAGGGCUCUGCUCUUCAGUGUUAGGAACCCCAGCCAGGCAACAGAACAUUAAGUUGCAUUAAUGGGAAAUACAUUAUCUAAAAGAGAUUCCCUUCCUCUUAAAAUAUUGCUAUGAAUGUUACAUUUUCUUUUGCCAUUGCUUCAUGUUCAUGUUUUUAACCUAUUAAUACAUGAUAGUGCAUGUAGCCCUAAACAUUCUUGGAUCCCCCCCCCAAUAGUUUUUUUUGCAUUUACCCAAGGGGCUGCAGAAUGCUUAUCUUAGGAUAAUCUCAGGAGUUCACAUUUGCAUUGAGAGUAAACUAUCCUCUUCUUAAAAAGCUUGUUGUUUGAGCAGGCUCCCUAAAUAAUUGAAAAUGGAUGGAGUCUGAAUGGUUUUUGUUACAUGUAUGUAAUCAUUUACAUAACUCUUUUUACAUUGCUAUCAAAGGUUUUUAAAUGUGUGUGUGUGCACGCACAUUACAUUCAAAUGCAAUGUGAAUAUAUACCUAUAUGUAUAUGCGUGUGUAAUACACGUGCACAUGAUGCUGUGUUUGCACAGCAUCUGGCUAAUGAUUGAAAUGCUUUCCUACGUGCUGCCUUUUCUCCCUAGGUAGUCACAAAAAUGGAAGAAUAAUAAUGUAAAUAGAAAUAGUUUUAAAAUAUUUAUUUCCUGUAUUUUGUGCUGACAAGUCUCAGGAGUGCUGUAGGUUUGCAAUGUUAUAGAGUGGUGGUGGUAUUUUUUUUUUAAAGAAAGGCAUGUUUCAUACUGCAAAUAGCAUUAGACAGAAGAACUGUCAUCUGGUCUGGAAUUUAUGCUGCAGAAUCAAAAUCCUAGAUCUUACUGAGAUGGUAAGCCUGUGCAUGGGCUGAAAUGUUUCAGACUCAUCAUUAAAUAUUCCUCUUUGUUAAACCCAAGAUCUUUAAUACAGAAAUCUUGAUAUUAGGCAAAACCAUUAUGUCCUACAUUCUGCAUUAGACAGAGUGCUGUGUGUAUGGUAGAGAGGAGGAUUCAAUUAUUAAAGUUCUUAAAUCUUUAGGCUGAAGUGAGAAUAGCAUAGACACAGGCUGACCAUCUCCGUAAAAGCUACAUCUAAUGGAUUCAAAGCAUGAUAUGGUUUUUCUUGCUUCUGUGGAAGUGACUUGAAAGUUCUCAGCUGUUGAGCACAGUUCUUUGAAGACUGCCUAGUCACGUGCACUUUUAGGCACAGCACUUGAAAGCAAUAAGAAUUCUAGUAAUAAUGUUUUCUGUGAUAAAAUAGCAUAUGGGCGGCCAUAUGUCUGUGUGUGCAUGUCUCCGUGAAGCCUGCUUCUCUUCAGUGGUCUUGCCACCUAGAGAAAGAAACAGCUUAUGUUUCAGUCUUACUGCAUGUUUGGGCAUCAUCACAGGGAAUACCUGGCAAGCCAGAAGAAAUGUAUUCAUUGGGGAGAUGGACUCAGGGAUAGUGAAUAAGGGUAGACUUUACUGGAAGCUGUAGGGGGAAAAUGGCAGUGGCAUGCAUGGGGAAUGUUAGGGUGCUUUCUGUCAUUUGCAGCUGAUUCUUGUCAAUUCUUAAUCUUACCACAAAUUCUCAGCUGCUAUGUUGAGUCUAAAGUCCUGUUUUUCUGGGCUCUCUGUGAAGUUGUUUUUACUAUAUUUCUUUGGAUCACAAAUACUUUUUUGUUCUCUAGUCCCUCUCGACACUCCUUAGGUCACACUAUGCUGUCUAGGAUAUCAUUCCCUUUUAUUUGUUAUGGUUUUGUUUUAAUUAUUUAGAUAGGAUUGUGUGUAUUUUUCAUGUACUUUGGGCUAUUGAAAAUACCUACCCAUUCCUCUCUUCUUUCUAGAAAUCUAUUAGUUGCCUGUCUUGAGGCAUAAUCUUAUAUGUAGCUCCUUUCUGCUAAUUCUUGCAUCCACUUUCUGUAUUCAAGAAUUUAACUCCUGCCCAUAUCUGUUGUUAACAUCUUCAGUUCUCUCACAAAAUUGCUGCAGGUGGUUCAGUAUAGGGGGCAGGCUUGUAACCUUCUGCAAUCAUUUUUUUUCCAAUAGUAUGCCUGAAAGCUUGGGAAAAAGUUCAGUGAGCCCUCAUCAAUGUGUUGCACUCAACAAGCCAACAAAUACAUUUGGUAAUUUUAAGUUCUCUGCAUUAAUUUAUAUUCAUUUUAUUAUCUGUUCAUUGUCUCUCACAAGGGUUUGUAUUUGCUUUAUCCAAAACAGUCCUUUCUAUCCCAUCUCAGGAAUCAAGUGUGGGGAUUCCUCCUCCCCAUGUUUGACCAGCCUGAUAUUUUCAUCCAAACCCUACAUGUGAUAAGUAGUAUUCUGGAAGGGUUUGAUUGGUAUACCCUUUUCUUCUCUUCAGGGCACUGGGAAAUGCUGUGAUUUUAGGAGAAGAAUGUGUCUGUUGUGAACUGUUGGUUAAAAUGUGUCAUUAGAUAAUGGUUAUAUACCUCAUCUGAAGAACAUUUUAAAAUGUAUAUAAAGGUAAAGGUAAUAUUCAGUUGCUUUCCAGUAAUACAUAAACCUAUAACAGCUAGGGCUAUUUUACAAUGGAAAUUGUAUCAAUUGCUGUUGUGACAACUUUAUACUUGUGUGUGUCUGUUAUUUCCUUGACUAACCAAUGGAAAGUGAUAGUGCUUGUUAUUGAUCACAGGGCCCAGGCUGUGAUUUAAUCCCUUGAUCUUCUUUCUGUGCUGCUUUCUUUCUUUUAUGCAUUGUGAUGGACUCUAUGUACUCCAAGAGUCCUUAUUUUACUGCAGCUUAUUAAACUUUUUAAAAUAUCA
Candoia aspera is the source of this 12930-nucleotide messenger RNA. RefSeq names its product ligand dependent nuclear receptor corepressor (gene LCOR). The transcript is spliced from 7 exons. Lineage: Eukaryota; Metazoa; Chordata; Lepidosauria; Squamata; Candoiidae. Bases 330 to 6311 code for a protein of 1993 amino acids. Gene Ontology annotation, molecular function: DNA binding. The record is from RefSeq and is a predicted model, not a curated record.